AUGGAAUCAUUAGAUACAUUUCGUUAUUAUUGGCAAGCAGAAAUCUCGAAAGAUAAAUCCGACCAAUCGAACUCUAUCAAUAAUAUAUCACAUACUCCCACCGGUGAUCUCUGUCGAUUAGGAACUAAAUCGAAAAAUUCAAUUGAAUGCCAUAGACCUAUUCCACCAGCAUCUGAUUUAAUUCGUCCCACACGUGGAGUAAACAAUAAUACAUCAUUUACUAUUGGUAUUCGAACAUUCAUUUCUUCAAAUUCUUCUUUACUAAAGCCAACAACGAAUGAACCUCCAAGUAAAAAAUUGAAAUCAUCAAAUUUAACAUUACUCGAUGAAUUGAUACGCGAUAUUGAUGAAUCAACCGAUGUCCCAUUUUUUAAUAUUUCAUUACCACGCGAAAUAGCAUUACAUAUAUUUGAUUAUUUAUCAAUGAAAGAUUUAUAUUCUUGUUUACAAGUGUGUAAAUCAUGGCAUUCAUUAUCAUGUGAUGAACUAUUAUGGUAUAAUUUAUAUAGGCGAUUAAAAUUCAAUAAUUUAAAUAAAACAAAUGAUGAUAGUUGGAAAAAUCAGGUUAAAGAAGCUAUUUUAUUAAAUCAACAAGUAACAACAAAUUUUAAAAAUCAUCAAUGUCGUACAACAAAAUUAACCAAUCGACUUGGUAUUGUUUUGACAUGUGCAAAUAAUAAUCAAACAACCAUUGUCGCUGGUUAUUCGAGUGGAAUUAUUCGUACGUGGUCUAUUGAAGCUAUUUUAGAUGCCGAGGAAGAUACUGAAGAUCAUGAACAGUUAGAUACUCCUGAUAUUAUCUAUGAAUCAACCGACACAAUGCAAGAUACUGAUCUAUCGAGUGUAAAAUCAGUAGGAUUAUUAAAAAGUGAUAUCUAUGCUAUGCAUGACAAUGGUCUAUUAGAAAUUUGGACGAAUGAUAUAAGCGAUAAACCUCGAUUUACUCAAAAAUUAACAUCAUUACCAAUUAAGCAUCUGGCAAAUGAUGAGAAUAUCUUAUGUGCUGCUAGUCGAUCGAAAUUUUCAGUAUGGAAUUUCAAUGAGGAAACUCCACAAUAUCAAGAACUUGACUUUCUAAAUCAGUUCAACGAUUGUAUUAUAUCAUUUUGUAUGUCUAGUCAUCAUUCAGUACCAAUAUCAAUCGUAGCUGCUAAUAAAUCUCUUUGGUGUAUGUCAUUAUCAAAUUUAAUUCAUCGUCAUUCGUUCUAUUCAAUACUUGAAUCUGAUUAUGUACAGAAAAUUCCAUUAGAUGUUCAUAAUGAUGAACCAUUAGCAAUAGUCGGUCUGGAUCGUGAAAUAAAAUUAUUCGAUUUAGAAAGUGGCCGUUGUAAUAUAAUAUCAACAAAUUAUAAAAAUCUUCCUGCUAAUAUUCAAUUAAUUCGUGCUGAUAAAUGUCCAAUAAAUGAAUUUGUAGUUGCAUUUGAUAAUUAUCAAAUAAGUAUUUUCGAUCGACGACAAAAAGAAGGAGCAAUUCAGCAUUUUUAUAAUCACUAUUCGACUAUAACAACACUACAACUGGACUCGUGGAAGCUAGCUAGUACAGAUACAUGUGGAUUUGUUCGACUUUGGGAUCGACGAAUGAAUCCGCAUUCUUUAUGGCAUAUGAAUCCGCAGCUACAUCCUGUUACACAUUGUUCGUUUGAUAAGCAAACACUGAUUUUCGCAUUAACACCCUACUGCAAAAACCCAGACAUGAUUGAUUAUCACAUCGAUUCGGAUCCAUUAUCAGGACAUGUUUAUGUAUGUGAUUUUAAAUCGGAUGUUUCAACACAACUUGGCGAUGAUUUAAAAAUUUGUACAUCAUCUUAUGAUGCACCUCAAGCAUCGAAUAGAAGGAUUGGUUUACAUACUCCAUAUGAUAUUAUUCAUUAUGAUUAUCAAUUUCGUUUAAUUGUUGUCGGAGAUUCUACAGUCGGAAAGUCAUCGUUAUUACGAACUUUCUGUGAUGGAAUGUUUUCCCUUGAUCCAGAUCCAACAGUCGGUGUAGAUUUUCAUGUCAGAAUUGUUGAAGUAAAACCAGGUAUUAAAGUUAAAUUACAAUUAUGGGAUACGGCCGGCCAAGAACGGUUUAGAAGUAUCACACGUGCUUAUUAUCGUAAUUCAGUUGGUGUUCUUCUUAUAUAUGAUACAACGAAUUAUGUUAGCUUUACACAUGUAACCAGUUGGUUAAAUGAUGCCCGUCAACAAAUCGAACCAUAUCAUUGCGUCUUUCUUCUUGUUGGCACGAAAAUUGAUCGAGAAUCCGAAAGACAAGUGUCGACAGAAGAAGGCAAAGCAUUUGCAGAUUUUCAUAAUAUUUCGUUUAUUGAAACAUCAUCAAAAUCUACUCUGUACGUUCAAGAAGCGUUUGCACUUAUUGCUCGUGAAAUCUAUGAUUUAUUAAUUGAAGGUCGCAUUAAUGUUCAGAAAGGGUGGGAUGGAGUAAAAGCUGGUCCUAAUGUAGCUGCUCCAGCUCAGAAUCAACCCAUAGAUGUUACACAAAACAAUCAAAAUUAUCGAAGUGGAUGUUGCGGUGGCUAA
Molecule: messenger RNA, 2520 nt
Organism: Rotaria socialis
Lineage: Eukaryota; Metazoa; Rotifera; Eurotatoria; Philodinida; Philodinidae
Source: the annotation of a GenBank genome assembly